This is a messenger RNA of Cucumis sativus (cucumber), 2436 nucleotides long. RefSeq names its product putative receptor-like protein kinase At4g00960. The transcript has 7 exons. The record is from RefSeq and is a predicted model, not a curated record. Lineage: Eukaryota; Viridiplantae; Streptophyta; Magnoliopsida; Cucurbitales; Cucurbitaceae. Gene Ontology annotation, molecular function: protein kinase activity; ATP binding. Gene Ontology annotation, biological process: protein phosphorylation. Bases 126 to 2063 code for a protein of 645 amino acids.
AGUACUAAUUACGCUAAAUUGAUUUUGAAAGUAUUUAAUGGAAUUUCUUCCAUUUAAAUUUUCCACAUGUUUUGAUACAAAUGGCGUAGCCUCACAAUUUGAAGGUUUUGAGGAGCAACAGAACAAUGGCUGCUACAACAUUUGUUUGUUCCAUUACUCUGAGUUUGUUGGCGUUGGCACUAAUUAACCAUCCUCCUCUCGCAUUUGCUCAGCCCAGAUUCUCCAACUAUAUUUGCGUCGACGAUACCAAAAACAACCACACAACCGACGCCGCUGCCUACAAAGCCAAUCUGAACCACCUCCUCACCACCUUCACCACCGACCAUCGUAUCGACUAUGGCUUCUACAACUUCUCUUACGGCGCCGCUGAAAACAAAGCAAACGUCAUCGGGCUCUGCAGAGGGGACGUUUCGCCUGAGACUUGCCGGAAAUGCCUCAACGACUCCAGAGAUCUUCUCCCUGUGCGAUGUCCGACCCAAAAGGAAGCCAUUGGAUGGUACCAAAAUUGCAUGCUCCGUUACUCCGACCGCCCCAUCCUCGGCUCCAUGGAACUUUCACCCUCUAUUCCUGUGGGGUAUCCGUUCAAUGCGUCGUAUCCAGAACGUUUCACCCAGGUCGCUAGUAGUCUGAUUGCAAGUCUCAUACCCAAGGCCUCCACCGGCAAUUCCCGUGUGAAAUUUUCUACAGGGAACACAUCUCUUCCAGAUUUGCCCACAAUUUAUGGUUUUGCCCAGUGCACCCCGGAUUUGUCCCAAAGGCAGUGCAACGAGUGCUUGACUGAGGCUCUGCCAAUGAUCCAAGACUGCUGUGUCGGAAACCUUUGGGGCAGAGUUGUUACACCCAGUUGUCUUUUUCGAUAUUCAAAUUUCCCUAUCAUUCAAUCGCAGCCGUUGCAACCGCCGUCACCUUCCCCUGUUCCUCCUCUGCUUAACGGAACUACCCACCACGGAAAUAAAAGAGAACUCUCUGGAACUUUCAUAGCUGUGAUUGUGCCAGUGGUUGUUGUUGUAGUUUUACUACUGACGAUCGCCGUGUACUUAGGUGUGAGAAAAAGUAGCUCAAAGAUCGAUGAAGAAGAAUAUCGAACCGAGGAAGAUAUGACGACCAUGGGGUUCGUACAGUUCAAUUUCGACAUCAUUCGAAAGCUAACAGAUGAAUUUUCAGAUGAAAAUAAAGUUGGGGAAGGUAGAUUUGGAGCAGUUUACAAGGGGAAGCUUCCAAACGGACGAAUCGUAGCGGUGAAAAGGCUUUCUCAAGCUUCAGGACAGGGAGAUGUUGAGUUUAAGAACGAACUGGUUUUGGUUUCUAAGCUUCACCAUCGGAAUUUAGUUAAGCUUUUGGGCUUCUGCUUCAAAGAAAAUGAAAAGCUUCUCGUUUAUGAGUUUUUGCACAAUGGAAGCCUUCAUAAUUUCAUUUUCGAUCCACUCAAGCGUCAAAGUUUAGAUUGGACAACACGCUACAAAAUCAUAAGAGGCAUUACUCGAGGACUUACUUAUCUUCAUGAAGAUUCUCGAAUCAAAAUUAUUCAUCGAAACUUAAAAGCCAGUAACAUUUUAUUAGAUAUAGAAAUGAAUGCUAAAAUUACAGAUUUUGGUGUUGCAAAGCUAUUCGCAUCCGAACAAACACAUGGUGAUACAAAUACAAUAAUAGGCACAUCUGGGUAUAUGGCUCCCGAAUACGUAAGGCAUGGACAUCUUUCAUCGAAGUCGGACGUCUUUAGUUUUGGUGUUUUAGUUUUAGAGAUUGUGACUGGACAAAGAAAUAAUCGAACUUACAACAACGUUGAAAACAUAGAAGACCCUCUUAUAAGCUAUGCAUGGAGAAAUUGGAGGGAGGGAACUCCGUUGAAUAUUGUAGAUCCUUCUAUUGAGAUACAAAAGGAAGAAGAAAGUGAAGUGACAAGAUGCAUUCAUAUCGGGUUACUAUGCAUUCAAGAAAAGGUUGAUGAAAGGCCAAAAAUGGCAACUGCACUUCUCAUGAUCAACGGUGAUUUAACUGAUUUUCCUAAACCUUCCCAGCCAUCUUUCUUUAUGAAUGCAAGUACCAAACAAAAUAGCUCUUAGCCAAAGAUUAUCCACAUAUCAGUGGUAGAAAUUGAAUAAGCUUGAAGGUUAAAUUUUUUGUUUAGAAACUUUUAUUUUCAUUAAUGCAUGUUGAAAGGUGAUCUCUGUAUAUAUAAUACCAUCAUACUAUGGUCUGCAAGAUAUAUGUAGAGCAAAUAGUUGGUGAGUGAUGUUGUACUAAAGUGAAAAAAAGAGUGGUGGCAUCCCAAAUUUUUCAAUGUGAUUUAUUUUCUUUUAGGUUUUCAAUGCCUCAUGAGAUGAGCACCUCACCACUUUCAAAUCACUCUUUUUCUUUUCCAUUCAUUACUGAAAUUUCAGCGUGGGAUUUUGGUGAAUUUUUUUUUUAUAAUAAAGGGGAAUAUUUAGUUUUAAA